Populus trichocarpa (black cottonwood) is the source of this 2018-nucleotide messenger RNA. RefSeq names its product probable serine/threonine-protein kinase PBL21. The transcript is spliced from 8 exons. Gene Ontology annotation, molecular function: ATP binding; protein kinase activity. Gene Ontology annotation, biological process: protein phosphorylation. The record is from RefSeq and is a predicted model, not a curated record. NCBI's taxonomy places the organism in Eukaryota, Viridiplantae, Streptophyta, Magnoliopsida, Malpighiales, Salicaceae. Bases 412 to 1581 code for a protein of 389 amino acids.
GUUGUGCGUGAAGCUGCAUGGAGAGCGACUUGCAUUAAUUCACAUUAAUUUCAAAAAAUAAGAAUAGAGUAAUUUCCCUUUUUAUUAUUAAUUUUAUGAAUUUAAUUUAUUUGGAAAACUAUUUUAUUAUCACUGCUUACUGGGCUGACAGUUUGCCGUUAAAUCUGCCGCUCAACUUGUUCACUCUCCCUCCUCUUUCCUUCACUACACAAGUUCUAAGUUUAGGGGAUCUCGAGGGACAAAGACAACAUUGUCAUUCAGGGUUUCCCUUUUUUUGUCUCUCCAAUCAAGGAGGAGAGAAAAAGAACGGAACUUGUUUGUGUGUUCUCUGAGUUUUGUUUUUUGUUUUUUUUUUUUUUUCUGGUAAUGUAGCUUGGUUUGUGUUUUUUACUAUAAAAUAUACAAAGAGUAAUGAGGAUGAGAUGCUUUUCUUGCAUAAAACCAAAUCGAAACGAUAUUAAGAUCGACACUGAACACGCCCCUCGAUCUAGUUCUCGAUGUUCUUAUGGGUCCUCAGGUACCCAGAACGCAAGGUUUAAUGUAAAUGAACAUGGGAAGAAUCAGAGUCCUGAGGACGGGGCUCGUAGUUUUACAUUUCGUGAGCUUGCAGCAGCAACAAGAAAUUUUAGAGAGGUUAAUUUGAUUGGUGAAGGAGGUUUCGGCAGGGUUUAUAAAGGCCGGUUAGAAACAGGGGAGCUUGUCGCGGUGAAACAACUUAAUCAGGAUGGUCUUCAGGGGGAUCAGGAAUUUAUCGUGGAGGUUCUUAUGUUGAGUCUGUUACACCAUUCCAAUCUUGUUACCUUGACUGGCUACUGUACUUCUGGUGAUCAGAGACUAUUGGUUUAUGAAUACAUGCCGAUGGGUAGUUUGGAAGAUCAUCUUUUCGAUCUAGAACCUGGUAAAGAGCCAUUAAGUUGGAGCACUCGGAUAAAGAUCGCUGUAGGUGCUGCCCGGGGUCUCGAGUACCUACACUGUAAAGCAGACCCACCUGUUAUUUACCGUGACCUGAAAUCUGCGAACAUCUUGCUGGACAAUGAUUUCCAACCAAAACUAUCAGAUUUUGGAAUUGCAAAAUUGGGACCUGUUGGUGAAAAUACACAUGUUUCAACCAGAGUUAUGGGGACAUAUGGAUAUUGCGCUCCAGAGUAUGCCAUGAGUGGCAAGUUGACUCUGAAGUCUGAUAUUUAUAGUUUUGGUGUUGUUUUGUUGGAGUUGAUCACUGGGAGAAAGGCCAUAGAUCGUUCUAAGAAGCCAGGAGAGCAAAACUUAGCUGCCUGGUCUCAGCCGUUCUUGAAGGACCAGAAGAAAUAUUGCCAAUUGGCUGAUCCUCUGUUGGAAGGGUGUUAUCCUCGUCGUUGUUUCAACUAUGCAAUUGCUAUAACUGCAAUGUGCCUUAAUGAGCAAGCCAGUUUUCGCCCUCUUAUUGGUGAUAUACUGGGUGCCUUGGAAUAUUUGGCUGCACAGUGCCAUGUCUCAGAACCCAAUACUGGUCGGGUACGAGGUACCAAUCCAUCGUCACCAUAUUCUGACAGGAAGGUCGUUUCUCAAGAGCGAGAUUCUAGGAGUAGAGCUUCUAUUUGAAUGAUGUGGAGCAAAAGUUAUUGAAACCCCUUGAUCUCUGUACUGUGUCUUGCCAAGCUUAGAGGGGAUGGCUGUUGUGUUUCAUACCAUGUAAAAGCGCAUCGAUACAGUGGGUAAAUAUGUUUAUUGACAUAUAUGUAUAGACAGACUGUUGGGGUUUGGAGUAAAUGAUUUUUUGGUUACGAAAAUCAGGAUAAACACAUGUUUCUUCUAAGCCUGCUGAAGUUUGUACUUGCAUUGAAGUGAGAAUUCUUUGCAAAUGGCAUUAAGCAGCAGGCUUUUAGAAUUGUGUUUAGCACUGUUUGAGAGGGAUUGGAUUUUUGUUAGAUACGUCUAUGCUAUGAUUUUCCAUGCUUGUUUCUCCUCCUUUUCAGAUCAUUCAACAUGAAAUAGAGAAUCAAUAAAGGAAGUAUGUACCAUGGAGCAUAAUUGUUGAA